CUUAGAAAAAGCAGUUGAAGUGUUCCAAAAACUCUUGACAAGAACCAAAAUGUGGGCAACUAUUCAUCCCAAAAUUCUCCAUAUAAAAAUUCAUUGCACUUCUCUGAAACCAAAUUGAAAGUUUUUUCAAGAACUCUGAAGAGAUGAUUUAUCUUCUGUUUACAAUUGUGUUGACAGAAAUGAGUUUGAUUCUGAUCCUUCUGUUCAGAAACCCUCUAAGGAAUUUGCUGGUCAUGGGGUUGGACCUGCUGAAGCAGGGGACAGGUCCCUUGAUUGCAAGGACUGUUGGAGCAACUGUAGUGGUUGUUUUUACCUCAACCUUAUUCACUGCAAUGGAGAUUCAGAAACGUUCAAAGGAUGGUGGUGUUAUCAAUCCAACAGAUGAAGUUCUCAUGGCUAAUCUCCUUCUUCAAUCAUCUCUUAUGGGAUUUUCUCUUUUCCUUGCACUAAUGGUAGAUAGACUACACUACUAUAUCAAAGAGGUCCAUUUGGUGAGGAGGCAAUUGGAACAAGCAAUGAACAUCAACAAGGAUCAUGAAGAGAGCAAGAAGGCGAAAGUUAGCCAACUAGAUUCUGAAGACAAAAGCUAGGCAAAGGAAAGCAGGUUCUUCAAGCAACAUUGAUGCAAGAAUAAACUUUGGACAUGAAUGUUUCUUUCCCUUAAUAAUAAUUUAAAUAACUUAUGUAUUAGUUUAUAUUGAGAAUAGAUAAAAAUGUAAAUUGUAAUAAUAUGAUUAUUGUACAUACAUAUGAUAAUAACAUCACAAAUAUGAAGAAUGCAGUCCCCUGCUAACACAGCUU
Messenger RNA from Pistacia vera, 801 nucleotides. RefSeq lists its product as uncharacterized. The transcript has 2 exons. Lineage: Eukaryota; Viridiplantae; Streptophyta; Magnoliopsida; Sapindales; Anacardiaceae. Bases 144 to 590 code for a protein of 148 amino acids. Gene Ontology annotation, cellular component: endoplasmic reticulum; endoplasmic reticulum membrane. Gene Ontology annotation, biological process: endoplasmic reticulum to Golgi vesicle-mediated transport; intracellular protein transport. The record is from RefSeq and is a predicted model, not a curated record.